AACAGAAGGAAAUGACAGAUAUUGUAAUAGAUGACUAUCAAUUUUUACAGCAACAUGGGCAUAAUAGUAAGGGAGGUGAAUAUAUUCAUAUUGGAUGGUUAUUAGCAUGUACGGUAACCUACGCUGAGAAGAUCUUAAUAAAUCCACCCAAAGAUUUAUCAGAAAAG
Molecule: messenger RNA, 167 nt
Organism: Funneliformis geosporum
Lineage: Eukaryota; Fungi; Glomeromycota; Glomeromycetes; Glomerales; Glomeraceae
Source: the annotation of a GenBank genome assembly